AUGGAAACACAGCUGCUUUCUCGAUUGCGGGGUCCAGCACUUGCGCCAGAGGACCUGGAUAGUAUUGCUGCGUCCAUUCGCAGCAGUCCAACUGUACGGUUGGCCCUUGCUGGUGUCAAAGCUUUUGGUCGCCAGGGGCGGUGGCAAGAAAGCCUCAGCUUCCUGGACUCCUUGCAUGAAUGCCACUUGCAGCGGCACCUCUACUGCUACAGCGCGGUCAUGAGCUGCCUCGAGGAGCCCGGCAAGUGGCAGCAGAGCCUGGCCUUGCUUUGUGAGUUUCCGAGUUUAGCUGUGCAGCCCGACGACAUGGCAUUCAAUGCGGCCAUCCGUGCCUGUCAGGGCGAAUGGGUGCAGGCAUUUCAACUUCUCGAGCUAAUGCGAGCACAGCAGCUACAGCCAACUGCCAUCACGUUCACUGCCUGUGCCAAUGCUGCUGCUGCUGCUGCUGCCUCAUGGCCAGCUGCUCUUGCAGCUUUGGAUGAGGCAAGAAAUCUUCAGCUGCAAAUGGACGUCAUCCUCUUCUCGACUGUUUUGAAGUCCUUGCCUGGCGAGGCCUGGACAAGGGCGUUGCACCUCUUGCAGGACUUGAGGAGAUCGCUACAAGUUGACGGUGUGGCAUAUGCAGCUGUGCUCGCAAGCUGUGAGAAGGCUUCUGAGUGGACUGCGGCUUUAUCUUUGCUGUGUGAAGCUGUAGAGCUGGCGCUACAAUCGGAUUCAUUUUCUGCUGCUGUGAUCAGUGCCUGCAGCAAGGCUGCUGAGCAGUGGCAACGGGCCCUUCUGUUGUCACAGAAUGAGACCGCAAGUGCAAUCAAGUCGUUGGAGAAGGGCAAUCGAUGGGAAUCUGCACUAGAAUUGGUCAGCAACAUGAAAGGCAUGCAGUUGCAGGUCAAUGAGAUUGUCUACAGCGCCGUCAUCAGUGCUUGUGAAAAAGGUGAACAAUGGCAAUGGGCAAUGUCCUUGCUUCAAGAGAUGCAGCUCGAGCAGCUACAUCCUGUUGUCGGCUACAGCUCGGCCAUCUCAGCCUGUGCGAAGGCAAGCAGAUGGCUGGAGGCACUUGCAGUUUUGACGCAGAUGUCUAGCCAGCAGCUGGAAUCUUCAUCAGUUGCCUUCAACGCAGCCAUCAGCGCAUGCCGGAGAUCUUGGACUCAAGGCCUGUACUUGUUGCAGACGAAGCGGCUGCUGGCGCUGGAUCUGCAGGGCAUGAACUUCGGCUCAGUGGUAAGCGCUAUGAAGGGAAGCAGCCAGUGGCAACGAGCGGGCCAGCUCCUGGCGGAGAUUUGGCACAUUUGGGGCACCGAUCGAUUGCAAGGACCUUUGGGAGCUCUGGAAGGUGUUGAAGUCUUGGCUUCAGCGCCAGGUCUCAUUGCAGUGUUCAAACCUUCAGGUGUCAGCACGGAGGAGAUCCUCGGCCCAUUGCCUGUAGCUGCAGUGUCACGGCUGGAUAAGCCCACAUCAGGUGUCUUGGUAGCAGCUCUUGGCGAUGAAUCAGCCUUUCACUUGGCAAGUGCACAGUUUGCUGCACAGUCCGUCAAAAAGGAGUACAUUUGCCUUUGCCAUGGAUUUUUGGGUCCACCUGGAGGACAGGGCCGCACAAAGCAAGCGCUACGGCGCUCUUCGCGUGGCCCCAUGGAAGUGGCGAAAGGAGACGGACAAGACGCGGAGACGGUCUAUGAGGUGCUGGAGGUCUUUAAAGGGCCCUACACAUUGCUCAAGGUCAUUCCAAAGACCGGACGACGGCACCAACUUCGAGUUCAUCUUGCGAGCAUGGGAAGGCCCAUUGUUGGAGAUUUGCUUUAUGGAUCUGCUCGGGAGAACGACUGCGGUCUCUUCCUCCACUGCCAGUGCGUGGCCUUGCAAGAUGCUGCCGGAGGGGACUUCGUCGUGGAAGCGCCGUUGCCUGCAGAGCUUUGCAAGAUCCUGGAGGGUCUCAGAGAGAGCCAAAUGUCUGGAAGUGAUCCGGGAGCAGAACUCUGA
Molecule: messenger RNA, 1974 nt
Organism: Durusdinium trenchii
Lineage: Eukaryota; Dinophyceae; Suessiales; Symbiodiniaceae
Source: the annotation of a GenBank genome assembly